Molecule: messenger RNA, 312 nt
Organism: Acaulospora colombiana
Lineage: Eukaryota; Fungi; Glomeromycota; Glomeromycetes; Diversisporales; Acaulosporaceae
Source: the annotation of a GenBank genome assembly
UCGCUCGUGGCCGGACCCCACUUUUGUUCAUCCAUACAUCCUCUACACGUCUACCCCCAGCCCUUUGAGAAGCAUCAAAUGGUUGAAAGUGAAUUCGUCGGAUUCCCAACGGUGGGACAAUAUCGAGUAUUGCAAUUUAUCCCGUAUGCCUUGGAAGCAGUUGCAUUAUUCCUCUUCACAAUAGUAAUCUCCUCUGUCGAUGCUUCUACUGUAUAUGGCCAACAAGUCAUCUCGACUAAGCACGAGGCACCAGUAAUUGUGACUUCUUUCCACGUUGGGCUGGGACUUCUGGAUGCUACGUCGCAUAAUUGA